AUGAGCCAGCGACCUCUUCACCAUUAUGGCACCAAAAUCGUCUGUGGGGAGACGGUGAGUGGUAGUGAGGAUCCAACGACUAAGGAAAGGAAAAUGAGCCCAAAAAUUACUUAUGCAGUAGAUUACAAGGGACAACCUGUUGACAAGACGAAAACUGGAGGAUGGCUGUCUGCAGCUUCUAUCCUAAUUAUUGAGACGUGCGAGAGGUUCACAACAAUGGGAAUUGGAUCCAACCUAGUGACUUAUGUGGUUGGGAAGAUGCAUCUUCCUAAUGCAACUGCAGCCAACAUUGUAACAAACUUUUCUGGGGCAGUAUUUAUGUUAGGUUUGUUCGGAGGUUUUGUGGCAGAUACUUUCUUAGGCCGGUAUUGGACAAUUACCAUUUCUGCAGUCAUUGAAACACUGGGUGCUUUCCUCCUAGCAAUAUCCACUGUAGUGCCACGACUGCAACCACCCCCUUGCAGCGGAAGUAUAUGCAUAGAGGCUAAUGGAUUACAAGUUGGAGUCAUGAAUAUUGCUCUAUACAUAAUCGCAUUUGGAGUGGGUGGACUUAAAUCCAAUGUAUCAGGAUUUGGAACUGAUCAAUUCGAUGAGAAGGAUAAGAAGGAAAAAUCCAAGAUGGAUUAUUUUUUCAGUAGAUUUUAUUUUGUCAUCAACUUUGGAACUCUUCUGGGUGUCACAGUGGAAAUCUACAUACAAGACUAUGUCAGUCGAGCUUGGGGAUAUGGGAUUUGUUGUAUAGUAUUCUUUGUUGGAUUGAUGGGAUUUUUGUCAAGGACUAGAAAAUAUAGGUAUAGGAAAUGCAUGGGAAGCCCCAUUAUUCAAAUUCUCCAGGUUUUGGUGGCCUCUGUAUGGAAAAGGAAACUCAAAUGUCCUACCAUUGAUACCUUAUAUGAUGACUCCACUGAAGCUGCAAAAAUCCAUCACACAGACCAACUUUGUUGGUUGGACAAGGCUGCAAUCGUAAGCGAAAAAGAAAUUGGGGCUGAUGGAUUUUUUAUUCGAAAACCUUGGAAACUAUGUUCAGUCACAAAGGUAGAGGAGGUGAAAAUGAUGGUUAGACUAAUGCCAAUUUGGGCCUCCACAAUAUUUUUCUGGACCAUACAUGCGCAGUUGCUCACCUUCUCUGUGGUACAAGCUUCAACAAUGGAGAGAUCAAUCGGAAACUUUAAAAUCCCAGCAGGUUCAUUCAAUGUUUUCUUUAUUGCUGGCAUAUUGAUUUCUUCCGCUUUCUAUGAUCGUGUGAUCAUUCCCUUGAUGAAGAGGUGGACAGGGAAACAUGGUUUAACCAACCUGAAAAGAAUAGCCAUUGGCAUUGUCUUUUCAAUUGUGGCCAUGAUAGUUGCAGCAAUCGUGGAGACAAAACGGAUAUCCAUCGUUAGACCUAUGGGUGGCAAUGUCACAACUUUGCCCCUGAAUUUCCGCAUAUUGAUCCCGCAGUUCUUCCUUGUUGGUGUGGGAGAAGCAUUCAUGUACAGCGGUCAGCUUGAUUUCUUCAUAACCAGAGCUCCAAAAGGAAUGAAGUCGAUGAGCACGGGUCUUUUCCUCUCCACUGUGGGACUUGGGUUUUUUGUUAGUAGCUUCUUGGUAUCCAUAGUCAACAAGGUGACAGGAACACAUGUUGGCAGUGCAUGGCUAACUAGUAACAUAAACUAUGGGAAAUUACACUAUUUCUAUGCUCUUCUAGCUGUGUUAAGCUUCAUAAACUUGGUAUUCUAUCUUCUUUGUGCCAUAUGGUACACGAGGACAACCAAAAAAGAAAGCAUCGUUUCAAGUUUUAAAGAGGAAGAGAAACAUGCUAUGCAGAUGGAGGGCACCCCUACUGCUACUUCUGCAGAUGAAGAUUGCUAA
Macadamia integrifolia is the source of this 1851-nucleotide messenger RNA. Its product is annotated as protein NRT1/ PTR FAMILY 6.2-like. Lineage: Eukaryota; Viridiplantae; Streptophyta; Magnoliopsida; Proteales; Proteaceae. Gene Ontology annotation, cellular component: membrane. The coding region runs from base 1 to 1851 and encodes 616 amino acids. Gene Ontology annotation, molecular function: transmembrane transporter activity. The transcript is spliced from 7 exons. The record is from RefSeq and is a predicted model, not a curated record. Gene Ontology annotation, biological process: oligopeptide transport; transmembrane transport.